AAAGCAUUUGUCAAGUUUCCGCCUGGAUUUCGUGCAUAUCCCAGUAAAAAUUUCCAAGUUUCAAGUCUGGCUGAGAUUGAUCCCACUGGCUGCCAACUAACUGUGGACCAACUCCUGGCUGCUGCACUGCAUCAUCAAGUAUGGCAUCUGGCAUCGAUCUGAGCCGCGAGUGCAAGCACGUGUUCGAGCAGAUCCGAAAGUUGAAGCAGCAUCGCUACGCGGUCUUCGUCAUCCAGGAGGAGCGAGAGAUCAAGGUGGAGUUGCUGGGUGUUAGGGAGGCCAACUAUGAUGACUUUCUUCGGGAUCUGCAACGUGGUGGAGCCAAUCAGUGCCGCUUUGCCGUCUACGACUAUGCGUAUCGGCACCAGUGCCAGGGCACCUCGUCCACCUGCUUGAAGGAGAAGCUAUUCCUGAUGCUCUGGUGCCCGACGCUGGCCAGGAUCAAGGACAAGAUGCUGUACUCCAGCACGUUUGCGGUGCUCAAGCGGGAGUUUGCCGGCGUCCAGAAGUGCAUACAGGCCACCGAACCGGAGGAGGCCUGUCGCACUGCUGUCGAGGAGCAGCUGCGCUCCUUGGACAGGGAGUAGUCCUUCUCCUUCUGCUGCUGCUCCUGCUCCUUCUGCUGCUCCUGCUGCUUCUGCUGCUGCUCCUGCUCCUUCUUGAAAUAUAGUAAGGCUCAUUCAGUCGGCCGUCAAUUUAAA
Messenger RNA from Drosophila santomea, 701 nucleotides. Its product is annotated as cofilin/actin-depolymerizing factor homolog. The transcript has a single exon. Bases 141 to 587 code for a protein of 148 amino acids. Gene Ontology annotation, molecular function: actin filament binding. The record is from RefSeq and is a predicted model, not a curated record. Gene Ontology annotation, biological process: actin filament fragmentation; actin filament severing; cell motility. Gene Ontology annotation, cellular component: actin cytoskeleton; cytoplasm; actin cortical patch. Lineage: Eukaryota; Metazoa; Arthropoda; Insecta; Diptera; Drosophilidae.